Messenger RNA from Aphanomyces astaci, 2509 nucleotides. Its product is annotated as peptide deformylase. The transcript has 5 exons. Lineage: Eukaryota; Oomycota; Saprolegniomycetes; Saprolegniales; Verrucalvaceae. Gene Ontology annotation, cellular component: mitochondrion. Gene Ontology annotation, biological process: peptidyl-methionine modification; N-terminal protein amino acid modification. The record is from RefSeq and is a predicted model, not a curated record. Gene Ontology annotation, molecular function: peptide deformylase activity. The coding region runs from base 45 to 623 and encodes 192 amino acids.
CUCGGUCUCGAACGUGUAACCGGAUAUCCGGAUAAUCGACUGGCAUGGGCAGAAAAGUGUUCCGAAAGAAAAAAGUGCGCGCUGUGGACAUGCAUCGCUUGGUAUACCUGGGCAAUGCCGCGCUGCGCACUGUGUCGCGUGAUGUGAAGGACGUCAUGCAGAUCGCGCCAGUCGUCAAGGCGAUGAAGAGCAUUGUGGGCGAACACCAAGGGCUCGGUCUUGCAGGUCCUCAAGUUGGCGUGAACCAACGCUUCUUCCUCAUGAUUGAAUCCAUCCCUCAAGACGACGACACGCCGUUCACGUACGAAGCAGUGAUCAACCCCGUGAUCAACUCCAAGUCGGCCGCCGUGACCAAGGACUUUGAAGGAUGCUUGAGUUUCCCUGGGUACCAAGGCGUCGUGUCGCGAGCCGAAGUGAUUGACGUCACGUACACGACACUGGACGGCCGCAAGAUUGAAAACCGAACGCUCGCCAACCUCCACGCGCGCGUAUUCCAGCAUGAACUGGACCACUUGGAUGGCGUCAUGUUCCUCGACAAGAUCGACAUGUCGACGUUGAUCCACGACGAUGAAUUCCGCAGCCGAGACUACUUGGACCUCCAAAUGCUCCUUAAAGACGACUAAUCAUCAUCAUCUGUGGGGUAUUCAUGUGUUUUUUAAUAUUUUUAAAAAAUAUAUAUUACACAAACGCUUUGUGGUCUGUGUCAGUCAAACUCCGCAGUUUCGACGGCGCUGGUGCUGCCACGUCAUAAAGUGCAAAGAGACCUUUGUACACCGCCAGGGUGGUCAACCCAAACAAGCCCAGCCACAACCACCGGGACGACUCGGCUUGGAAGAAGGCAUCACCACGAACCAACUCUUCAACACAUUGACUCCGUCCCUUGAUCUAUGCGACACAGUUAGGAUGUACUACAUAUGGGCUGUACUUUCAUCUCCAAUCAGGCCAUCACGCAGCCAAGCAACAUCACAUGAACAUCAUCGCAUAGAACACGUGGAGAUGAUUAUCAUGUAUACUCGAACGAGUAGGAAGAUCGAUGACUACGUAUGUUGGUACUAGGGAGCUUGGUGGACUGUAUCACAGACGUCACGCCACCAUGAUAGUGAUGGUAUCCCCAUAAACAGGAAGGCCAUGCAAUGGUAUUGAGUGAUAACGUCAUCAUGGAGCCCAUUUCACAAGCUACUACUUACUGUCCCAAGCAAGCCAGACAUUGGGAUGGCUGAACCACCAGAGCAGGGCAAACUCAGGAAUACCAAGCAAUCCACCGACAUAAUAUGGUCAAAUCCGAUUAUAUUUGGACUUUUCGAGUAGAAUCGAAUGCCAAAAGUAUUGAGAAUGUUCUAGCCAAUCAAAGUAGUGCACAACGAGAAAUGUCAUCCAAUCAUCGAUUAGAAUCAAUUCAAAAAAUAUUCCUCAUAUAGACAUUGAAGAAGCUUCAAAUGUGACCCAAAUGUAUACAUUGAAGAAGCUAGAAACCUGACUCGAAACAGUAAAGUCCAAAUUUCACUGACAAUAUAGUAGUAGUACAUACAGUAAGUAUAUAUCAUCGUACCACAAUGCCAUCGUGGAGUUCUUUCGCAAACUCUUGCGCGACGACCUUUUGGGCGUUAGCAGGUACGGCCACCACCCGCCCGAGGAAGUCGAGGUGCUUCAAUGGCACCACGUCUUGCUCGGCGAAUACGCGGCGGCGGUUGGUUCCGUCCUGCUUGACGCUGUACGUCGCGGCCUUGGUGUCUCGAUGGACAAACCAGAGCAUGGCGUGCGGCUGGCCUGCGUGGUACGGCUCGGAGACGCACCACGACGGGAUGUACUUGUUGGGGAGGGCAGUCGGGUCAAACGACUCGUCCUUAUCGAAGAUGCGCAUCAUUCGUUGCGACGGGUCGAAGUGAACGUGCAGAUGGUUGGCUUCUAGCUCGGUCACGAUGUGCCAGAACGCAGUAUCGUCCAUCGACGUUGUGUCCACGGCGAUCUCGACCGUGGAUACGUGGAAGUCCAUGUCGAGGGGUGGCGGCCGCCGCCCGACGGAUGAUUUCGCCGCGGCCAGGAGCGUGCCGGCGUCGCCCUUGGCAUUGGCGAGAAGCAGCGCUUCCAUCAAAGUCCCAAACGCAAGCCAGUGUAUCACAUUCACCUUGUCAAGGACAGACAGGGUGAUCCCGCCGAUGCGCGACGUGUGUCGGGAAAACGACUCGCUCACGUCGCAUCCUUGUUGAUACCGGAGUUCCGACAGCACGAAGAACGCCAAGAGGCCAGACACAACGACCAGAGUCCAUCGGUUGUAGCGUCUUCCUCUGCCGCCUCCACCGCCGCUUGGCGACGCCGACGUCCGGUGGUCCGACGACCGACUCGACUCACCUGCCGGCAUCGAGUUCUUUCGUGGCAUACUCGCGCGUGGACUGUUCACCUGAUGAUUCUCAUGCGGUAGCUGAUCUGGAUUUACUCCGCUAUGCCGGCGUUGCAUCGUGCAGAGGUUGGUUCCAGGGGGCGGUUGAGCGGGCGGCACACGAACAGUGAG